AUGACCACUUUGCUUCAACCACAGACGAACGAUGUCUUUUCCAACAUUUCGAACGGGCUGCCAAACCUCGAUGAAUCAUCACAGCUCUGGCUCAGUCCACUGAAUAUAUCCCAGGACGGCAAGGAUUCCUUGAUCCAAAGCCUGCGGGAACAAAAUGUGAAGACCGAACAGGAUCUACGCGCAAUGCAGGAAACAGGGCCUCAAGGGAGCCCCGCCCGAAAGCCCCGCCGAUCCUCGAAACCCUACGUGUCACGAGAGAAUGUGAGCCCCGAACGCGCCAGGCAUCUCGAACGGAACCGCAUUGCCGCCAACAAGUGUCGCAUCAAGAAGAAGAAGGAGCACGAACACAUUCAAAGCAUCCUGCACAGUGAAACCGCAAAACGCCAGACCCUCAUGGCCGAAGUGAACGUCCUGAAAGAAGAGGUCUGGCAGCUCAAAAACCAGAUGUUUGAACAUGCGGAUUGCGACGACCAGCGGAUCAAUCUACAGCUUGCUAUGAUGACACAAAACAUGCUUGGAGCGAAUACCGACCCCAUUAAGUGCCCAUCGCCGACCUUUUCGCUUAGUACAUGGUCCGACGGGUCCGUGGGGGAUGGAGAUGGGGAUAGAGGUGGGAUGGAGUCGGGCGCCGUGCAAAAUGUCGCGCGUACCGUACCCGACCUCCAGGAUGGACUGUUUGAGAGUUUCAUCGAUGUGCCCAACGUGUAA
This is a messenger RNA of Penicillium cinerascens, 708 nucleotides long. Its product is annotated as bZIP transcription factor. Gene Ontology annotation, biological process: regulation of transcription by RNA polymerase II. Gene Ontology annotation, molecular function: RNA polymerase II cis-regulatory region sequence-specific DNA binding; DNA-binding transcription factor activity, RNA polymerase II-specific. The record is from RefSeq and is a predicted model, not a curated record. The transcript has a single exon. The coding region runs from base 1 to 708 and encodes 235 amino acids. NCBI's taxonomy places the organism in Eukaryota, Fungi, Ascomycota, Eurotiomycetes, Eurotiales, Aspergillaceae.